Molecule: messenger RNA, 1041 nt
Organism: Aspergillus campestris IBT 28561
Lineage: Eukaryota; Fungi; Ascomycota; Eurotiomycetes; Eurotiales; Aspergillaceae
Exons: 2
Coding region: 341-967 (208 amino acids)
Source: RefSeq, a predicted model, not a curated record
UGCUCUGGGCAACAUGAAUCAGGAGAAGAUCCUUCCCCGAUGGUCAAGACUGUAUACUGAGGAAUUCCCAGGAAUGGAAUAUGGUAUAUCCAUAUUCCAACGCUGGUCCAGUCCAUGGCCACAGCCUUGUCACCCUUGAGUCCACUCUUGAUUUCAAAUCCGGAAGCUCGGGGGAAAAUCAGUUGGUCAUCAGCCCUUGACUUAAGUUGCACCAGAGCUGUUCUCCACACAUAACUAUGUAUAGAAAAUGUUGGGAUAUCAGUCAUGUCAAGCCCGACCAGUUUCCCGUUCAGUAUACUGGUGCAAUGCCUGAGAAAAGAUCAUCGCGAGGCAAUGCUGAAUGAGGCAUUUUGUUGGAGAAAAAGGAGAUGAUGACAGCUAUCAAUCUGGAAAUCCGACUCACAAACUAUCUUCCAAGAAUUCAGAUUGCCAAACCAAAGCAAAACCACAAACACAACAACUCUUUUCGAAUCAAUCCGUCCUCUAUUCCAUUAUGCUCAAGAAAGUCCUCCUUGCCGCCGCCCUCAUGGGGUCUACCCUUGCCAAUCCCCUCCCGUCAGACGACAAGAACCCCCUCGCGUCUCAUCAAAAGAGAACCUCGGUCCCUGAAGAAGAUAUGUGCUCGAAGGUUGAUGGUUUAGCCAGCAAUUCUUGGCAGGUCUAUGCAACCAAAAGCUCUAUGCCAAUCGACCAGGUGUGUGGGCAGGGAUACCUCGACAAUUUCCGUGGACGUUGUGGUGUUAUCUCUAGCUGGGGAUGCGAGUUCGUGGACAGGGAUGUCAAUAAAGUGGAAGAAAAGGAGAAGAAUGAGGAUCAGAUCAUGGGCGCGAAGAUGACCUUCGACACUCAAUUUUUUUGCUCCACAGACGACAUCAUAGAAGCUAUGGGGGCCGCGUCGGCCGACAACGGGCAUAAACCGAAGGAGUGCUUUGAAUCUCCCAAGUUUAUUCUCCCGCGCCACAAAUAAGUUGGGAAUAUUUUGAGGCCCUUAUUGUUGUUGCGACUGUUGCUGAUGCUGUUGUUCUUGUUGUUGUCUUUCUC